AUUAAUCUGACAUUUCAUAAUUUUCGUCUUUUUAGUGAUUCAUCACAAAUAGAUUAGAAAUUUAAUUAAUAAAUUUUGUAUUGUUAUAGAAGAAUAAUACCUCUGGUGUAUUGUAUUAAAAAAGUAUACAAAUUCUUAAAAUUAUUGUAUUGUGUGUGGUAUUGAUGAUUCAUUCGGUGAAAUUGAAAUAUAGCUGAUACAAACAAAACAACGCACCUAUUAAAUUUGUUAAUAUUUUCUUUGAUUAAGAACUAAACAAACCAAGAUGUUUUCAACAAACCCUAAUUAUACUAAACUUAAAACUCAUUUGAGGCUCUCCAUCAACCGUCUUAAGUUAUUAGAAAAGAAGAAAACAGAAUUGGCACAGAAAGCAAGGAAAGAAAUUGCUGAAUAUAUUGCGGCGGGUAAAAGUGAACGUGCAAAAAUUCGUGUGGAACAUAUAAUCAGAGAAGACUAUAUGGUGGAAGCUAUGGAAAUAGUGGAAAUGUACUGUGAUUUGAUAUUGGCGAGGUUUGGCCUUGUCACUCAAAUGAAGGAAUUAGAUGAGGGGCUAGCUGAAGCCAUAUCUAGCCUCAUUUGGGUAGCGCCCAGAAUGCACACAGAUGUACAGGAAUUGAAAGUCAUAUCUGAUUUGUUUACGGCGAAAUAUGGCAAAAUUUAUGCAGACGCGUGUAGAAAUGAAAAUGUGAACACAAUCAGUGACAAGCUCAAACACAAAUUGUCAGUUCAGAGCCCUCCAAAAAUUCUCGUCGAAAAAUAUCUGAUAGAGAUAGCUAAGAACUAUAAUGUUGAGUAUACACCUGAUGAACAGGUUAUGAGAGAGGAACAAGGUCGUGAUGCACUGCUGAUUGACAUUAAUGGCCCACCCAUGCCGCCUGGUUUCAUAGGCUAUCCAAACCCGCCACCAAUGCCUCAUUUGCCUGAUUUGCCCCCUGUGCAACCAUUUGCUUAUCCUACAAAACCAUCCGGCGGUAGUGCGGGCGGGUUUAUCGCUACUCCUCCGGCCGCUUACGGCGGGCCUAGUCAGUCCCCUAUGGGAUACAACUUGCCGCCUGGCGUCGACUCUAAAAAUUUAAGCAAUAGUUUCCUUCAGGAGGAAAUGAGUAAUCUCCCACCUGCUUAUGACAGCAUUAAUCACGAUUUGCCUGCUCACGUGCCGACACCACAGCCCCGGCCCCGAGCGCCGCAGAACGUUCGGACUCCACAGAACCAGUUCCCCGAGUUACCGGAACUGCCUUCUGUGCCCUCCGACCUGAUCUUACCUUCAGUGCCUCAAAGCAAUAACUCCAAUACAAACGCUAACAAUUCUAACGCACCCGAUGAGAUAGACUUCGAAGAUCUGAACCGACGUUUUGAGGAGUUGAAGAAGAAAACAUAAGUAACAAAUAAUUAAAGUAUAUAUAUAUAUAUAUAUAUAUAUAUAUAUAUAUAUAUAUAUAUAUAUAUAUAUAUAUAUAUAUAUAUAUAUAUAUAUAUAAGAUAUGAAUAGGGUAUUAAAUUGAAUACAAAUUACAUGACUUAAGUCUCGUUUACGGAUAUAUGUUAUCUGUAACAUUAGAUAGUGUUUCACUAUGAAUGUUCACAAAACACCAUAACUUUGUUAUAAAAUAGUGUACUAUUAAAGUUUCAUUAAUCUUCACAUUAUUUAUAGAUAAAUACUCUUCCAGGCAACCUUUGGAUAAAGAGGAAAUAUGUUUAUAUUUAUUAUAUUAUCAAUAUUAUUAUAGAUAAUCUUAAUAUGGCGUACCGUUCCAACUUUUUAUUAUGUGUGACCUUAUGUGGUGCUCUGUUUGUGUUUGUGAGAGGACACCUUCAGUAGCAGUCUAGCCAAAGGAGUAUUAUAUUCCUUGCUUGAAAUAUUGUAAAUAUUUUUACUCAUACAUUUUUAGUUCUUUGGAUUUUGAAUAGGCGUGGUAGACAAUCUAUACUUUCAGACUCAUCCAUUCUAACAAGAGAUUGAAUACUGGAAUAUUAAAUAUAAAAAACGACGUGUCACUCAAAUAAACUGUUUUUUUUAAUUACUUGAUAUUUCAAGUAGUUGUAUUUGAUCAUUAUGGGCAGCUUUUGCAUAAACAACUAUAACAUCAUGCAAUACUCAAAUCUCUGAAUUUCCGUAAACGAGGCCUUAUAAGUAAAAUCAAGGUUAAACUUCAGUUCACGUAUCAUCUUAAAUUAUUCGUAUACGAGAAUUUUAACGUCACAAAUACAUAGAUUUCAAUAAAUAAUAAGCUACAAAUCACUUUACAUGGUUUUGGUCACGAUUUUGAUAUUGACAUGCUCAAUUUUCGUUGUAGAAAACGCUUUUGGAGACAAUCGCAGUAUUUCUAGCUUAUGAAUAUCCCUAGAAAAAGUAUAAUCAUAAAAGCAGAAUUUAUUGUAUAACAUAAAGGGUAAGAUCUAAGUCAUGUUGGUACAAUUUGUGUCUAAUUUGAGAGAGGUAUCUAGUCUCUAAAACUGAUGUUGUGAACGAGACGAGUCAUGGAAAUGGAUAUGGCAAGACAUGUAAGAAGCAUAAGAUGACGCCAUAUUUAAAAAGUUUAUAUGCUAAUUGAGGAGGAGUCGAAAGACAACUGGUGUGUAUUCAUGCGACGGUAUAUAAAAGUGGAUAUAGCAAGAGAUAUAUUGGGAUAGAGGCCUUCGAUAUUUUGUUCUUUACCUACUCUGAGUAUAUACGAGGUCUGUCCGGAAAGUUCGUAUAAAAGUGUUCUGGAAUGCGAGAAAGAGGAGUGGGGAGGCCAGGUAAGCGCAGGACCCCUUCCUUAUGUCCCUAACAAUGCUUCAGUUCUGGUCUGACCGCCGUGCGGUGCGAACUGGCUUGUCACGCCAUCUGUGAAGUUACCUCUUAACGAAACCCCGUCGGCAUGGAGCCCGCUUCCGUUGAAGAGCAGCGCGUCGUAAUCAAGUUUCUCUCGAAACUCGGCAAGAAUGGCCGUGAAAUUUUUGCCGAUCUCAGAACAGUUUAUGGGGAUGAUGCUGUGAAGGAACCAACCGUCCACAAGUGGCUAAAAAGAUUCAGAGAGGGCCGAGAAAGCAUCAAGAAUUCGUCCCUCCAGGCCAGACAGUUGAUGGAAAAUUCUACGUCGAUGUGCUCAGACGCCUCAAAGCUCGUGUGGCACGAGUUCGUCCAGAAUUGGCGCGAGAGGGGCGUUGGAUUCUUCACCACGACAAUGCCCCUGCCCACACCUCUCUUGUUGUCCGUGAGUUUUUGAGUAAAAAUUCCAUUACGGUGACCGAACACCCCCCUAUUCGCCGGAUUUGGCCCCGUGUGACUUCUUCUUGUUCCCAAAAACCAAAUUGGUACUUCGGGGGCGGCAUUUGGGGGACAUAAAUGAGAUAAAAAAAGCUACGACGGGGCAGCUGAGAAACCUACAACCAGAGGACUUUCAAGGAGCCUUCUCACAGUGGAAACGGCGUUGGCACAAGUGCAUUAUGUCACAGGGGGAGUACUUUGAAGGGGAUAAAAUUGAUUUACCUGAAUAAUUGUAAAAUAAAAUUUUUAAAAAACUUUUAUACGUACUUUCCGGACAAACCUCGUACAGUGCAUGGUGGCACUAUUCUUUCUACGGAGAUUUAAUUUUAUAUUUGGAAAUUUGUAUACAUGUAGAACGGGAAUUUCAUGAAUUUACUACAUUUGUCAUUUUAACUUCAUCCGGAAGUCUUUAGGGGACGUACAGCGCUUUGUGCUACAGCGUCUCACCUCGCACAACAAUUCCCGUUAAGCUUGUAUAAAAAUGAACAUGAGUUUUAAAAAUAAUAUUUGGAAACUUUUUUAAUUUCCAAUGUUAAUUUUACCUAUAAUUGUUAGUAAUGCAGAUAUAGAUUUGAAUAAAUUAUAAGAAAGCAUCUAAUAUUUUCAACCGACUUCAAAAAGCAAGUUUUCAAUUCGGUUGUAUUUUGUAAUGUUUGUUACCUCGUAACUUAGUCGAUUUUAAACCGAUUUGGAUUUUUAAAUAGAAAUUUUAUCAAAAUCAGUUCAGUAGUUUAGUUUUUAGAUCAAAAAAAAAUGUUUUUGUCAGAAUUGAAGUCGGUUUUAUUAUCUCUUUUCUGUCGAGUAGAAAAGUGGGCAUUAUUAGGUACACUUGUGUUAUCUAUUUAGAUCUAUAUCUGGAUUACUCGUGUUUAUAUUAUAUUUAGAUUUAUAUUAUAGUUAUUUUUAUAUGUUAAUCAAUAUGAAUUUAAUAUACCUACAUAAAAAUUUAACUUGUUUGGCCAACGCAAUUUUAGUUGCAAGUGGGGCCAUAUUCACAAGCACGAUGUAAUUAAAAAUAUAAAUAAAUAUUAUAUUUUAUUUAAGUAUA
Messenger RNA from Galleria mellonella (greater wax moth), 4298 nucleotides. RefSeq names its product IST1 homolog (gene Ist1). Bases 266 to 1378 code for a protein of 370 amino acids. Gene Ontology annotation, biological process: protein transport. Lineage: Eukaryota; Metazoa; Arthropoda; Insecta; Lepidoptera; Pyralidae. The record is from RefSeq and is a predicted model, not a curated record. The transcript has 7 exons.